GCGCGGGGUGAAGGAAGGUUGUUUAUCAGAGCAUUUUUGUUUGUAUUUAAUUACUGCGCCGUUUACUUUGGCUAGAUUAUAUAUUUUGGGUCUCUAACACAGUCGCAGAGGAGUAAAGAAAAUUAUAAAGUUGUUUAAAGUUAUUUUUCCUGUUGCGAUGGAAAUACAGAACUGUUUACAGGAACUUUUGCAUGAUGACAACACCGAAGAAAAUGGCGUCCAGUUGAAUUAUUUUGACCUUAUUGCCUCAAAGUCCCAAGAAUCUUUACUUUGUUUCGAAGGGAUAAAGAUUCUUCCUCCACUGCUGUCUGAAGUUGAGAAGAAUGAAAUGCGUGAUUACAGAAGGAAAGCUGUGGAUUUGGAGCAAAAACAUUUUGAAGCAAGAAGACAAAAAUAUUCCAAUUUGUUGCUAAAAGUUAUGGAUAUCAUGGACAGAUGUCAAAGGAAAGGAGGAAAGAACAGAACAAAGACUCCCAUUCCUGAAGGAAAUUCCUCCAAUGACAACAAAGGAAAAGAAAAUGUUCAAGCACAAGAAAAGAUAAUAAUUAGCAAGACAAAUAAUCAUCAUGUUGCUGGGGAAAGUAACAAUGGUUCUAUCGAGAUACUGCAAGAUAAUGUAAGGAACUAUAAAAGUUUCCCCGAAGAAAGGAAGCGGAAAGAAGGCAGUAAUCAGAAUGUCAAAGAUGAUUUGCCUGAUUCUUCCUUGAUAUUUCAAAAACCCAAGCUUUACAAUUCAUCAUCCUCUCCCAGAAGAAACAAAGUUGAUGAAAGCAUAAACAGCACAAAUGAAUCUGAUAGAACUAGUCAGAAAUUACAAAAUCUGUCCCUUGACAGAGAAAGUUCAGCAUCAAGUACUGGUACAACAAUUGCAAGUAAUAAACUUCAUGGAGAACACUUAGACAGUAAAAGAGAGAUUACUGCUGGUGAUUCAUUGGCAUCAACUGUUUUAUCAAUGGCAUUCACAGAUUCUAGUGUAACAACUCAGUUAUCCACCAUGGAGGGUAUACAGCAGACUGUGAAGCCAGUACAACGUAAGCUCAACAUGGAUAAUGUUAAUCAAAAUCCCAAUCAUUUAUAUUACCAGAGUAUGGAACCCCUAACAAGCACCCCUAAUGAGCUACAAAGACCUGAUACUAGGUCUAGUCAAAGAGCAAAGAAAAAAGCACCAGUCAAGCAUGUUGCUAGUAAGAAAAGUACAGAGACUUACACUGAACAGGAUAAAGCACUAGAAAAGCUUGAAAUGAUGAGGAAAAAACUGUUGGAGGAAAAGGAAAAGCAAGUUGCACUUCUAAGACAACAAGAACUAGCAAGAUUGAAGAAAAAUAAGGACAAUCAAAAACAGUUCAAUUUAUUGCAAGAACUAAAUACACAGUCAGAUGAAAGAGAUAUGUAUAAUGAUGAACAAUUCAAUGCUCGUCCAUCAAGUGAUAUGUAUUCAAUAUCUGAAAGAAGCUUUGAAGGGUCACUUAGUCUCAAGGGAGAUGAUCAGAAUGAAGCUGAAUCUGCAUCAGAUAAAGAAAAUAAUCACUACACAUAUGAUCCUCAGCAUAGAAUGUACCAUGACAUGAAUUCAGUGGUACAUUACAGGCAAGACACUUUGGAAAACAGAUCUCAGGCUAAGCAACAUGGUCCAUUCAGUCCAAGUCCAUAUGUGAGGCAGGAGUUUCUGAAACAAUUUGAGAUGGCGAUGAACCAAGGAUGUGAUGGAAGAGAUAAGUUUUCUAUUCUAACAGCCUAUUCUAAGGGAUUUCUCACUAGAUGCUUGCUAAAGGCAGAGAAAGUACAAGCCAUCAUUAAAACAAUUAAGGAUACAAGUGAGUUCCUUGCUGACAUAUCCAAAGAAGGCACUAAUUCUUAUCAAGAUAAAUCAUUACAACAGAGGGUGCAAGCACAGUUGGUUGCUGCCAAGCAAAAGUUAUACGACAUUUUCUUCAAGAUUGCAGUUCAUGAUAGAAUGUCAUACAUAACUCAUUCAAGGAAUGUGGCUAAAGAAAGAGAAGAGAGACAAUAUGAUAAGAGCAAAAAGUCGGCCAGAAAACUCUCUUCUGCUACUUUAAAAGCUAUGCAGCGGCGAGUUGUAGAACAAAAUGAAAACUCUGAUGUUAAAAGGGCAUCAACUCACAGUCCACUUGGAAGGAGAAAGAACUGGGAUAUCAGGGUACUGAAGCCUGUACAAAGUACUAAAUCACCUCAACUACAAGACAAAGCAAGAUUGGCAGGAAGAAGACGUCCUGGGACUGCUCCUUCACCAAGACACAGUAUCAUCAAGAAGAACACCUACAACAAUAGGCCUGCUACAGCCAUGACCAAGCAAUCAAACAGAAAAUCCAUCUCGCGCAGAAGUGUAGAAAACGAUAGUGCUUCUUUACGUAAACCACCUCGAAUGAGCUUAGAAGGAAAGCUGCAGACAACAGUGAAACGUACUAAAGCUAACGAUGAAGAAAAGUCAUCUAUUUCAAAGUUGCCAGUGAAAAGAAGUCUGACGGGGGGACAAACUUACAGAGUGACAAGAGGUGACGAAGAAGACAAGAAAACCCAGCAACAGUACAGUCGACCUUCUAGGCUGAGUCUAGAAGGAAAUCGUCAAGUUCGUGAAUCCUCAGCAAAACAAAAUCCAGUCAAAAGUAACAUCAGACCAAAAACUGCUUCAGGCACACGUAGAGUCACGCGGUCCAUGGCAGCAAAAUUUAACAAAUCAUAGUUCUUGUUCCAUGUCUGUCGGAUUCUUGCCACAUUAUAAACCCUCGAUAAUGUUAAAAAUGGAUUUGUUCAACUGGGUUUAAAGCAUAUUCAAAAUUGCUUAAUAACAGUACAGGGUGUUGCCUUAUGAGGUGAAAGAAGUCAUUUAAUGCUCGGCCAUAGUAUUAUUUGUUACACACAUAUGUAACCAAGACGGUAAAAGAACAUUCGUUUAUAGGGGAUAAAGGACUUUGCUAUCCAAUGUCCAUUUGUACCACUAACUAACUUAAAAUUUAAAGAUAACUUUGGCCAACAAAACUACUAGUAUGUGAAUAGUACAUGCAAUAUUGUCACUAACCUUUUUCACGCAUUUUGGAAAUAAAUGCUUUGCAUACAAAA
Molecule: messenger RNA, 3078 nt
Organism: Actinia tenebrosa (Australian red waratah sea anemone)
Lineage: Eukaryota; Metazoa; Cnidaria; Anthozoa; Actiniaria; Actiniidae
Biological process (GO): negative regulation of centriole elongation; centrosome duplication; centriole replication
Cellular component (GO): centriole
Source: RefSeq, a predicted model, not a curated record